CGGGCAUUGAACGCGGGGGCUGGUGGCCAGCUCAGCGGUGCCUCCUCUUCACCCGAGCUUGGCGAGGGAGGCGAGUUCAUCUCAGCACGGGCUACGACCGAGCCGCGGCCUCCCGGGGGAAGGAAGAGCGCGCCGGGACCCUCCCGACCAGCGGUCAUGAAAGUCAUUCUUCUGUUAGGCACCAGGCAAGAGGAGCUGUGGAAGCGAAGAUGUCUAAAGUUCCAUUAAGACGUCCCAGCCGAAAAAGGGGAAGACGACAAAAGAGGAAUCUAGAGGAAGAACAGGGUGUACAAGCAGUCCAGAAGAAAACGAUGCAGCAGGGAGCACAGACUCCUGAAGAUGUAACUUCUUGGUCCGCGAAAGUAGUGAGGGUGACUCCAAGACAAAGAGCAAAAUGGUGCCCACUCCCAAAGAGCACUAGAGAGUGCUUGGAAUCCAUGAUGCAUUGGUUAAUAACAUCUCUUUUGUAUGAAACUACAGACAAUUGGAGUGAAACUGAAAAGGAUUUAAACCUUCUCAAGAAAAGGCUUCUAAAACAUUUUGAGACCCUGAGAGUUCCUGUGGAGAAGAUGAGCAGCUUAAAGAGUGUGCAUGAAAUUGUAGCAGAGGAAAAGAAAAAGAGUCUGGUCAUGAAAGAGGGUUUAGCAGAACUGCAGAAUGAAAUAGACAAAGUUAUGUCAGCGGUAGAAUUCAAAGAUCAGAAUAUUCAAUGUCUCCAGAACAAAGUGCAGGAAUUAAAAUGUGAGCUAUCAGCAGCAAGCAAGGUAUUCCAAAGAGUUCACAGUGAUGAUCUUGCUCUUCCUGAUCUGUCAGAGGACCAGCUAAAAGCGCCCAUUCUUCAGAAUGAGCUUUUGAAGAUUGGAAACCAACAAGGUCUUCUUAACAACUUGAACACCAUUCAGCAGUCAGAUGAAAUGAAGACUAUGUUGGCUUUUCUAGAACAGGCGUAUGAAAACGUGGCCUUCUGAAUAAAGUGAGGCAAUCGCUUACUGAAGAACAGAAAUAUAAGCUGCAGGCUUUUAUCUUCCAUGAAUCUGUGUAAAGAAAUAAUGUUUUUUCCAAACAUGAUUAUGAUGCUCCUCUUAUAAUUAAUUACCUGUCACUCCAGGUUAUAUUCAUGCAUUUUCCAGUGUGUUCUGUGGGAAAUGCAUGAAUAUAACACAGUCUUGUCAAGUCAAUUGAGACAUGUUAAAAUUCACCAUCCUGUAUAUGAAGAUACAUAUUUUGCUCAUCAUUUUUAACAUUUCUGCUUGCAUUGUACAAUGUUUCCCUUCAGUGCAGCAAUUUUGAUAGCUGGGUGCAAUAUUCUACAGUUCUAUUGGUACAAAGGUGUCUAGAGACCAGCUUGCCGUGAAAGAGCUGUAUAUUGUAGCUUGACACUUUCUUGGUUUUCAUAAACUUAAUUUUUCUAGAGGCCCUAAUAAAACAGCUUAAAUAUCAUACUGUGCUAAGAAUUCUGCCUCGCUUGUUGAAGCUGCAAUGUGUAUCACUUAAGCUGGCAUGUUCGUAUUUAGGUAGUUUUAAGGCCCAACCCUAUUGCUCAAGCAUGUAGCUGGUGCUAAGAUUUCAUACUAGUUUCGUAGCGCUGAUCAGAUGACCUUGCAUCAACACUGGGGCAAAACCCUGGCCAUAGUGCCAGUGCUCUGCUGCAUAGUUAUGCUGUACAAGGAUGCUUGCUACAGUAGUCUCUUCUGGUUCUCUUUUAUUGCAUCCUAUCGUCCUUACUCAGAUGUGUCAGUGCAGGGGUGUGGAAGUUUUCACAUGCUAGUAGGCAUAUGGCCUUGCAACGUAGUUUUAAAAACACACACAAAACCUCCCAUUUGCCUUUUUUAUUUUUAAAGUCUAAGUGUAGUGUGUGGGGAGUGAUUUUUUAAGGAGAGGUCACAGUGUUGGGGAAGGGAUGGUUAGUCAGCAGCUCUCCUCUGAAAAUGUUCCUUUGCCAUGCUGCAAUUAGGCCUGGGGAAAAGCCUCCGCUGGUGCCAUGGUGUGCAGGAACACUGCCUUAUGUCUGAUUGUGAGUGGAGAGAAGGUAGGGAAGUAGGUGGGGGCAAAUGGGGACCUCCUGCAGGCUGUGUUAGGCCCACAGGGUAGAGCUUCUUCAUCCCUAUGUUAGUGUAACUGUGUAGGUGUAGUUAUUAAUAGGGUUGGCUUAGAAUCAUAGAAUAGUAGAGUUGGAAGGGGCCUAUAAGGCCAUCGACACCAACCCCCUGCUCAAUGCUUCAGCCACUCAAGUCAAAGGUUGUACUGAUGCAAAAGGAUUUGGUUUGUUAAUCUCAUUGAUAGGUUGAUAUAAGUGCAAACAAGUUAUCCUUGGUGAUUUAUCGCUCUUGCAAACCAUCCACGUAAAGUUCGGGGUGGGUGAGCAGCAGCCAAAGGAAGGGGGAAGGGGCUCGAGCCCUCCCCCCUCCAUCCAUGGCUCAGAUUUCUUACCAGCCAGUGAGCAUACAGGGCCAGGGAUUGAGGUAGCUUCCCUGGGAGCUGGGGGUGCAGUGGCCCUAUUGCUUCCUAGUUGGGUGGGGGAGGCCAGGGUCCCUCCUCUGAGUGCUUCUUUCAGCUACAAAACCGCUUGCAUUGUGUCUUGGUGCUGUGGUAUCUUUUUCCAUGAGGUUGAACUGCAGCCAUCAUCCUCAAUCAUUGGCAUUUUCCACUGGGAAUAAUGGGAAUUGUAAUCUAAUCUCCAUGAUCUCAUGGUUAUGGAGAUGUUUUAAGUAUGUCUGCUUUUGAAGACAAAGGAGAGAAAAGGAAGGCUGGCUUCUCCCAUCCAACAGAAUAAUUAACACAGGAUUAACACAGAAUAAGAGAGGCAUGUAUGAGUUUAUUGGGGGGGGAGAAUUGUUUAAGGGGGGAUUUUUAAAAAAUAAUAAUCCUAAAAAUCAGGGGUGAACCAAUCUGUUUUGAACUUUGGAUGCUUAAAGCCCUCCUUAAGCUCUACCAGGGUGCCAAGUUUCCUCUCUUUAUCUUUAAACUUGACAUUUUUAAAAAAAUAAUAAUUUUAAAACCAUGAAUUUUAAAAAUUUCCUAAAAAUCAAGGGAUGAAGGCAUAUGCUUUAAACUUGGCAUAGCUAAAGCCCUACUUAAGAGCAACCAAGGUGCCAAGUUUAAUCUCUUUAUGUUUAAAAACGAUGGAGAUGUAUGCAUUAUUGUUAAUUCCCAUUGACAAUAGCGUAGUUCUCCAAAAAUGGAGCAGUUUUCUGACGAGUAAUCCGGUGCUAUGGAAAGAUGGACCCCCUCCAAAAAUUGGAGUGGAGAACUCGUUCAACAGAGCUCUGCCCCAAAUUUCAGGGUGGAGAAGACCUACUCUGCACACUCCUACCUGUUAAUGUGUUAUUCACAACUAAUGGAAGGGUUUUUUGUUUGAAUCAAAUGAAAGGGCUGUGAGUUGCUUAGAUUUUUUCACCUGCAUUUUAAGAGGAGGGAGAGAGAGAUGUUUUAUCAGGUUGUAAUUGCGUUUCCUUUCAAGUAAUAUUUGAUCUGAUGGCUGUUGGAAUUCUUACCUAAGUAGGAGAAACCUGAUGUUAAAGGAUUAUAUUUUUAAUUGUAGGAAUUUGGUGUUAUUCUUUACUUUUCAAUGCAGAAAAUCACACCUGGCUCUCUUUCUGUUUAAUAACCACAAGAUUAAGGUACUCUGUACUCUUACGUCAAGUGCCAUUCAAUUUUGUCAAUUAUCAAGGGCAUUCGGUUUUGGAAAACAAAAUGAAAUGGACUUAUACAUCUCUGGCAUGAACAAAUCCAUAUCUGUGUCUACACAUCUUUCAAAAGAGACCUAAAUAAAAGAAAUAGCUUUUCCCUGCAACUUUGGAGAUAUUGCUAGAAUACUUGGGCUGCCAGUGAGCUUCCUUCUCAGUUUGUUUACAUGUUACUGGCCAGUUUCUCUCUCUCCCCAUCUCUCUUUAAUGAGGCAAAUGCACUCUGGUCUAUUAUCAGCAGAGAACUAUAAACAUAUGUGUGGUUGUUAUGGAUGGGACCUUGGAAGCCGGGCGAAGGAGACAUUUUAGCUAGAAUAUUUUUUUCCUAGCUAAGUCCUGAUCUGUGUUUCAACAUUUAUGUUCAUCUGUAUAAAUUAUUAUUUUUUCAGCCUUUCUGGAUGAGCAAUUUUUAUCAUAUUGUAAAAUAGCCAUAUUUUUCUAUAUUUAAUAAAUAAAACCUAAUUUGCUUUCUCA
This is a messenger RNA of Elgaria multicarinata webbii, 4160 nucleotides long. It is a transcript of the gene CENPQ, whose product is annotated as centromere protein Q. The record is from RefSeq and is a predicted model, not a curated record. NCBI's taxonomy places the organism in Eukaryota, Metazoa, Chordata, Lepidosauria, Squamata, Anguidae. Bases 210 to 968 code for a protein of 252 amino acids. Gene Ontology annotation, cellular component: nucleus. The transcript has 9 exons.